Chaetomium globosum CBS 148.51 is the source of this 960-nucleotide messenger RNA. RefSeq lists its product as uncharacterized. Gene Ontology annotation, molecular function: DNA binding. Bases 1 to 960 code for a protein of 319 amino acids. The transcript has a single exon. NCBI's taxonomy places the organism in Eukaryota, Fungi, Ascomycota, Sordariomycetes, Sordariales, Chaetomiaceae. The record is from RefSeq and is a predicted model, not a curated record. Gene Ontology annotation, cellular component: nucleus.
AUGUCCGUCCAAACCCAAGAAGCUAGAAUCAUCCUUGCCAUUGAGGCUAUCCGUACGACCAGAAAUAUGUCUCGCCGACGUGCAGCCGGGAUCUACAACGUCCCUGAAACAACCCUCCGCGACAGGAUGAACGGAAUCACCCCGAAAGCCGACAGCUACCACGGCCGUUCGAAUUUGACGAAGAUCGAAGAGGAGGUGAUUGUUCAAUAUGUACUUGACCGAGAUUCGCGUGGGCUUUUGCCUAGGCCUGCAGACGUGAUUGAUAUGGCCAAUCUUCUACUUCAAAAACGCGAUGCGCGACACGUCGGAAAGAACUGGACAAGCCGCUUGAUUGCACGCCGCCCAGAGUUGGAUACGCGUUUUAAUCGCGUCUAUGACUAUCACAGAGGUCUCUGUAAAAAUCCUGCAAUUAUUGAGCCAUGGUUCCGACGGGUUGCCAGCAUGCGUGCGAAAUACGGCAUCCUCGACUGCGACUUCUACAACUUCGACGAGACGGGCUUCAUGAUGGACAUGAUACGGCCAGGCAUGGUGGUUACGCGCUCGGAUCGGGUUGGUAAACUAAAGGCCAUUCAGCCGGGCCAUCGAGAAUGGGCGACGGCAAUUUGCAUCAUCGCUGGCGACGGGUACGUGGUGCCGCCUUUCUUGGUGGUGAAGGGCCGUUUCCACCUCGCCAGCUGGUACUCGGAACAGCAGAUACUGGACGACUGGGCCGUCACAACAACAACCGACGGAUGGACAGAUAAUAAGACUGGCCUGGAAUGGCUGCAGCAUUUUGAUGAGCACACCAAACACCGUCGGAGGGGUGUAUAUCGGAUGCUGGUGCUCAAGGGUCAUGAGUGCCACGUCAAUGCCGAAUUCGAGGACUACUGCAAGGAGAACAACAUUGUCACCAUAUUUGUCUGCCUCCGCAUUCCUCGCAUCUUACCCAGCCUCUCGAUGUCGGGUGUUACAGCGUCUUGA